Molecule: messenger RNA, 2313 nt
Organism: Pelobates fuscus (common spadefoot toad)
Lineage: Eukaryota; Metazoa; Chordata; Amphibia; Anura; Pelobatidae
Gene: MAFB
Product: MAF bZIP transcription factor B
Exons: 1
Coding region: 433-1371 (312 amino acids)
Biological process (GO): regulation of myeloid cell differentiation; regulation of transcription by RNA polymerase II
Cellular component (GO): nucleus
Molecular function (GO): RNA polymerase II cis-regulatory region sequence-specific DNA binding; DNA-binding transcription factor activity, RNA polymerase II-specific
Source: RefSeq, a predicted model, not a curated record
CUAGCUGGAAGAGGCACAGAUGAUAGCCAGAGCUAUAGACCCUCCAGUCCUCAGUGAGAGGGGUUUGUUCAAAGGCAUCACCUGCCUGCUCUUUCAACCCAACAAAGUUCCCUGACUCCAGUGUCUUCUCUGCUGCAACUGGAAUUUACAAAAAGCCAAGCAGGGAGGAUUUGGGAGCUGUCCCCGGGACUCUGGAGAGAAAGGGGGGAAGGUCUGCUGUUCUCCAGCGUUUAUUUGGGAUUUUUGCCAAGCUCAGCAGAAAGAAGGCGAUCUGAGCAAGCAAGGAGGAGAAGUGAUUAGAAGAUUCUUUCUUCAGAAUUCUCGACUCCCCUCUUCGUCCCCUGCAGCAAGACUAGUCUCCUGCACUGGGGAUCCUUGAGUGUGCAUUGAUAGCACACUCAGGGUAGCAGGGCUGGAGUGAAGAAGAGUGACAUGGCCGGAGAGUUGCCCAUUGGAACAGAUUUGCCUACAAGUCCGCUAGCCAUGGAGUACGUCAAUGACUUUGACCUGAUGAAGUUUGAUGUGAAGAAGGAGCCCCUGGGUGGCAGAGCAGAUCGCACCCUAAGGCAUUGCAACCGCUUACAACCUACCGGCUCAGUGUCCUCCACACCCAUCAGCACCCCCUGCAGCUCAGUGCCCUCCUCCCCCAGCUUCAGCCCCACCGAGCAGAAGACACACCUGGAAGACCUCUACUGGAUGACCAACAACUACCAGCAGGUCAACCCAGAAGCUCUUAACUUGACCCCAGAAGAUGCAGUGGAGGCACUCAUAGGGCCACACCAGAUGCCCCCCCAGCUGCAGGGCUUUGAUAGCUUCAGAGGUCACCACCACCAUCACCAUCACAACAACCACCACCACCAGUAUCAAGGAGUCCCCCAUGAAGAUAUGGGCCACCAGCACCCACAUCAUCAUCACCACCAUCACCAUCUCCAAGGUUCUCCAAGUCCUUCUGGGUCCUCCACCUCUUCCCAGCAGCUGCAGAACAGUCACCAACCUCACCACCAGUCCUCCAGCCAAGUGGAAGAUAGGUUCUCCGACGAGCAGCUGGUCUCCAUGUCUGUCCGGGAACUCAACAGGCACCUCAGAGGCUUCACCAAGGACGAUGUGAUCCGUCUGAAGCAGAAGAGGAGAACCCUCAAAAACAGGGGUUAUGCCCAGUCCUGCAGGUACAAGAGAGUCCAGCAGAAGCAUCACCUGGAGAACGAGAAGACCCAACUAAUCCAGCAAGUUGAGCACCUAAAGCAAGAGGUGGCCAGGCUAGCCAGGGAGAGAGAUGCCUACAAGAUCAAGUGCGAGAAACUGUCCAACAACAGCUUCAGAGAGGCUGGUUCGACCAGCGACAAUCCGUCUUCACCAGAAUUCUUUAUGUGAGUCAACCAGGGGCAGAACAGAACUUGAGGCUGCUUGUCCUCUGAACAUCUCUAAAACUGCCUGCUUUGAGUAGGGGGUGGGGGCGUUGGUGGGUGGUUGGGGGUUCAAGAAAUCAUACCAUAAGAACUCUGCACCUACUGUUUGUUUUUUGUAGACUAGUCUUUUGGUGGGACAGGGGUGCACACAAGAACAACUUUAAACAUAACCCUUCUAUCCGGGUUGCUCUUUUCUUUAUUGGGGAGGGGGGUUACCAGCCUGUUUGUGGGGGGCUAAGGAAGGGAAGGGGGAGAAAACUUUUGGCAGAGGUUUGCUUUUUUUUUAUAAAAGUCCUCCAGUAACUGUGAUGAAAAAAUGACAAUGUCUCUUUGGAAGGAGGAAAAUAAUGAACAGUGUAAUAAUGUAAGACUGCCUAACUUCUGCAGCUUUGGUUCAGAUAAACUAGUUUAUAGAAGAAACAGGUGGGAGAUUAUGUGCAACCCCUAUCCCUUGGGUUUUAUUGCCUGCUUGAUUAUCUAGAAAAUAUAAGAAACAAAAAAAACCUGCAUUAAAAUAUUAAUCCUGCAUGCUGGACAUGUAUGGUAAUAUGUUCUAUUUUGUAACAUUUUGUUGUUUAAUCUGAGCAUGCUGUUAUUCUGGUUAUUGGCCUCAAACCUUCAUUUUUUAAAUUGUUUUUGUAUUGAGGUGUCCAGAUUUUAUUUUUUGUUUGUUUUUGUUUUUUAUUAGCUAUGUGCUUAAGUUGAAAUAUCCCUGUUCUUCUAGGUUCUUAACUCUUUCAGUGCCAGGCUAGGCAAUGGGCUUUCAGUCCUCUUCCCUUACUCUGGCACUCAAAGGGUAUAAUCUGUAUAUAAUUAUGCCAUCUUCACAUUUCACUUGUUUGAUAUAAGUAUUUCUAUGGGCAUUUUAGUGCACUUUUAGAUUGGUUUUGCCCCCAAGUUGUUUUUU